Messenger RNA from Hemiscyllium ocellatum (epaulette shark), 4204 nucleotides. It is a transcript of the gene sltm, whose product is annotated as SAFB-like, transcription modulator. The coding region runs from base 40 to 3216 and encodes 1058 amino acids. Lineage: Eukaryota; Metazoa; Chordata; Chondrichthyes; Orectolobiformes; Hemiscylliidae. The record is from RefSeq and is a predicted model, not a curated record. Gene Ontology annotation, cellular component: nucleus. Gene Ontology annotation, molecular function: RNA binding; sequence-specific DNA binding. Gene Ontology annotation, biological process: regulation of transcription by RNA polymerase II; regulation of mRNA processing. The transcript has 21 exons.
GCCGCUCGAGCUGCUGUUUGCUCGGUGAAGACGCCUAAAAUGGCUGCUGUUCCCAGUCCAAAUGAAGCUCGGCGCAUCACAGAUUUGCGUGUCGUAGAUCUCAAAUCCGAACUCAAACGGCGGAAUCUCGAUAUUAGCGGUGUUAAAACUGUUCUGAUCGCCAGGUUGAAACAGGUAAUAGAAGAAGAGGGAGGUGAUCCUGAUAACGUGCAGCUCUUUUCGGAUACGCCUUCAAAGAAAACUCCUAAAAGCAAAGGGAAAAAACAAGAUAAUGAUGAAGCUGGUGGUGAUGUUGGCACAGAAGAUGAUGGUAAUAGCAAGAUGGAAGCAGAUGUAGAUGCAACUCAGAGUGAUUCACAGGACACAAGUGAUCAAGAUGGAUUAGAGGACCAAAAGAUCAGUGAAGCUGAGGAAAUGGAUAAAAAUGAUUCAGUCAUUAGAGAGUUGCCUGGAAGUGGAGAUGAUGAACCUGAUGCUAAAACACCAGACGACGAAGAGGAUGAACAUCAGGCAGAGGAAGAAAAUGAAGAGCCUGUUCUUGAAGAAGUGGAUAUCGUUUUGCCAGAAGAGAUAUUUCAGGAACCAGAAGAGGAUGAGAAUGAUAAAGAUGUAGAUGAUAUAGAUGACGGUUCUCGUGAAGUGUCUAAAUCUCUACCUUCAGAGCAAGGCCUUGCUGAAGCUCAACAAACAGUUCAAGUUGAAACUGAACCCAGUGCAUCUUUGAAGGAAGUGGAUGACGAUAAUAUUUCAGUCACAAUCCAAGCAGAAGAUGCUAUCACACUGGACUUCGAUGGAGAUGAUCUUUUGGAAACAGGUAAAACUGUGAAAACUCCCGAAGGUGAGACUAAGUCCAAAGCUGAAAAGGACUCCCCGUCCCAAGAUGAUGUGAAGGGAGAAGUCAAAAAUGAGGGAAAGAAAGAGAAAAACCAUAAAGAAGGAAGAAAGGAGGAGGGGAUAAAAGCAGAGUCAGCAAAGAAGGAAACCAGAGAAGGGUCCAGAAAAGCUGAAGCUGGAGAUAAAGAGAAAGAUUCUUCGAAGAAAGGCCCCUCAUCUUCUGGGGCAUCCAAUCAAGCAAAGAGUUCAAGUAAGGAUUCGAAAGAUAAGACCGCUACUAAAGAUGAGAAAGGUGUGAAUAGUAGUAUUGGAACUAGCAGUGGUGGUGCUAGUAGUUCGACCAAGAACCUGUGGAUUAGUGGAUUGUCUUCGAACACAAAAGCAGCUGAUCUAAAGAACCUGUUUAGCAAAUAUGGCAAGGUUCUGAGUGCAAAAGUAGUAACCAAUGCACGAAGUCCCGGUGCUCGAUGUUAUGGAUUUGUGACAAUGUCAUCCAGUGCAGAAAUGUCUAGGUGUAUUUCCCACCUUCAUCGCACUGAGCUACAUGGACAGCAGAUAUUUGUUGAAAGGGUUAAAAAUGAUCCUUUUAAAAAAGAAUCCAUAACAAAAGACGGAACCGGGAAAAUUGGUUCAAGUAGAAGUAGUAGUGAUAAAAAGAGUUCGGGUGGAAAACCAGCCAGCAAGACACAAGUAUCUUCUAAAAAAGAGGAUAAGAAAACAGAAAAGCUUGGAGAGAGAAAAGAAAACAAAGAUGGGUCAAGCUCUUCAAAGAAACCAGAAAAUAAAAAGGACGACAAGGAAAGUGCAACAAGCAGUAGUCAUGACCAUUCCAAAAAAGUAGAGGAAAAGAGGCGAAGAAGUGUGAAGAGUUCUCAUCGGAUGGUGGUUAUUGACAAGACUAAAGGUGAACCUGUUGUUAGUGUGAAAACUGCAAAGAAAGGCAAGAGUGAACAGACUUCAGUUUCAAGAAGCAAAGAGAAACACAUUCCAGGCAAAUCAAGCUCCAGAGACAGAAAGGAUAUUUUGCCAUUUGAAAAAAUAAAACGGCAAAAGAUUCGUGAGCGUUUGAUCAGAUUGGAACGCAUACGACGUGCAAUAGAAUUAAGAAGGCGGCGUGAAAUAGCUGAAAGGCAGCGUCGUGAGCGGGAGCGCAUUCGCAUGAUACGUGAACGUGAAGAACGUGAUCGCUUACAACGAGAAAGGGAACGGUUGGAGAUUGAAAAGCAAAAACUUGAGAGAGAGAGAAUGGAACGGGAGCGACUGGAAAGGGAACGCAUACGUAUAGAACAGGAACGCCGUAAGGAAAUAGAGCGCAUUGCCCGAGAACGUGAAGAGCUUCGUCGGCAACAAGAACAGCUCCGUUAUGAACAAGAAAGAAGAAAUUCUUUGAAACGCCCACCUGAUGUAGAUAAUAGACGUGAUGAACCUUAUUGGAAUGAACACAAAAGGAGAGCUCUGGACAAUGAUGCCCGAUUUGGUCAUGGUUCUGAUUACAGUCGCCAAGAGCCAAACCGUUACAAUGACUUUGACCACAGGGUACCAUCAUUUGAUAGGCGAGGAGAUCGUUAUAACCAUCAAGGAGAGGGAAAAAAGAAUCGUUCUGGAAGUCGCAGAGAGGACACUGGUUAUAACAGAUAUCCAAAGCCAUAUAAUGAUUCCAGAAGACCAACUUCCCAACAAAGAAGUGAACUUCAUGCAAAUGCUGAGCGGAGAGAAAUAAGGGAGAGAGACGACCGGCGAACUGUAACAAUUCAGGACCGCUCGGCUGCUAGCAGGGGACACGAGCAUCUGCAAAAGAUGUCCCCAUCAAGAAACUUUUCUGACCGCAGUAGAAUGGAAGAACAUGGAGUCCAUCAUAGCCGACCAAGUCAUAAUUCUUCUCGACCUGAUGAUUGGAAGUCGAGUGGUGGCAUGGGCUCAACAAAACAUGAAUUGAGAACUUCAAGAGACAGAGAUCGGAUACGCCCAGAGAGAUCUGGUCAAAAUAUGCGAAGUGGACCACCAAGUGGUAUGGCUGGGUAUAACAGCAGAGAUGGUGGAAGACCUGCAAUAGGAGACAGAGGUGGUAGUUCUCAGCAAUCUCACUACCACGAUAAUAGACAUGUAGUGGUAGAACGUCAUGGUCGUGAUUCAGGAGGACCACGGAAUAGUUGGCAUCCUGGACCUAGUUCUCAAGGCACUGGCUAUCAAGACAUGCGGCGAAUGAGUGACAGUCGUGGUCCUGGCAUGAUUCCAUUAUCCAGUCCUUCUGUAGCAAACAGAAUUGUGCAGAUCACCAACAACACAAUGCAAGGAGGCAAUGUCUCAGGCUCCAAAGGAAUACAUGGAUCAGGAGAUGGUCGGUUUAAGCCAUUCAAAGGGGGUGCUCCACGAAGAUUCUGAUGUACCAAUAUUUGUAGCAGUUAGUGUUUUUGUUUUGAGAUUUGUCUGUACUUGGUAGUCUUAUUCAAUGUGUACAACCAACUAUCUUUUCACAAAUGUUUUUCCUGUUCGACAAACACAUUAUUAGGCCUUGUUUCUUUUUAAGAGAAUGGUUUUGUGACUAACUUACUAAUGUAUUUUUUGUUUACCACCACUACUGUCAAAAAUGGAAAAGACUAGACCGUUAAUACUUUGCAAUCUGAUUUUGUGUAAAUGUCUGAUAUUGGAGAGAAAUGGCAGUGGAACCCCAGUUACCUGCUGCUGAAGUGGUGAGGGAAUCCUCUCUAUGAAUAAUGAAAAUUCGAUGGUCAACGUCCCUUAGUCGAACAGUGGUUAUUUUUGGCUCAGUUGUAUCUUUUUGGGUGGCCUAAUCAAAUUCCUAGUGCAUGUACAUAACAUCCAAGCUUUUGUAUUUUAAAAAUUAAAUAUUUUUAAUGAAUGCUUGAUGGCCGUAGCUGUUAAUGUCCUAUCCCCUGAACAUCAGCUGCACAGUUAGUAAAUUCAGCCAAGCACUGGAUAUCUAAUUAUCUGCUUAACCAGCUGAAUCAGGAACUGUCUGAAAAUCAUUCAUAAGCUAAAUUUGCAAUCUCAUGAAUAAUUGAGAAUGCAAGUAAUGGAAGCACAUAACUGAGGCUCCACUGUAUAUUCUCAACUAGAUUAUUCAAAAUGUUUUAUAACAGUGAAUUGCACAAAUGUCAUUUACCUGUAGUUAUGCUUUUCUACAGUGAUCAUUCAAAUGUUGAACAGUGCACAGGGUGGGGGGGGGUUCACCUUUUUUUGCAAAAUAGUGCUUGUAUUUAUUGACAAUUCUUUUCUACAUUUACCAGCAACAAUUUGAUUUUUCUUAUCCAAAGGAAGGUUGUUCUUUAAAAGUUCACAUGUAUAAAUGUGGUACUGAUGCUGGGAAAUGUAUUCUUGCAUUUUUGGAAUAAAUCUUAAUGAAGUUGAA